Camellia sinensis is the source of this 969-nucleotide messenger RNA. The record is from RefSeq and is a predicted model, not a curated record. Lineage: Eukaryota; Viridiplantae; Streptophyta; Magnoliopsida; Ericales; Theaceae.
AAUAUCUAUCAGACCCACUAUGUUCAUUCUUCUCUAUCUCUCUCUCUUUCUCUGUGAUUUGGGUUUUAGAGAGAGAAAACCCAGAUGGAUUUCAGCUCGUUCUUGACAUCUCUAGGGACGUCAUGCACGAUAUUUGUGGUUCUAGUGUUGUUGUUUGUUUGGCUGUCAAGAAAACCUGAGAAUGCAGUGGUGUACUAUCCGAAUCGGAUCUUGAAAGAGAUGGAUCCGUUUGAGAAAACUCGGAUCAUCCAUCAAUAAGCUCCACAUGAAGCUUGUGGAAUUUAAAAAAAUAUUGCAGUGGUGGAUUCUUGAAAGAGGUUACCCAAGAAAUGGGUUUGACUUAUUACUCUCCGGGUUUGUUUCCAAAUUUCACUUCCUAGGCAAGUUGUCUUCCCUCUCUUCCGUCCUCAAGUCCUCCAUCGACGUCCUCGACGAAGCUCUGUUGUUGGAAAUCCAGCUCCACCACCAGAACCAUCGCCUCCUUCCCUUACUCAAACCGUCGUCGUCUUUGCUGAAUGGUGGUAAGCUCAUGCCUCGGUCGUGCUCGUCUUCUGCGACGUCGUAUUACGGCACUGGCAAUGGGUACGAUUCCAGACCCAUGACUCCGAGUCGGCCGAAAAGUGGCAGAGGAGGGUUCAGAGGCUGCUCGCCUGUUGGUUUUGGAUCAGUGGAUAAGCUUCUUCUUAGAGACCCACUCGAUGCUCCGAGAUCAUCCGGCGACGAUAGCAUUUCGAUCGUAAUGCCAGAUCUGAGUCAAUUGGUUUAGAUUUGCACUGUACUAUUUGAUUUUAUUGGAAUUAGGGCUCUGUAUUACGACUCCAUUGAUUGUGAGGUCUCGGUUUUCACUGAGUUCACAGAUGCCACUGCCAUUAGAGAGAGAGAGAUCAAGUGUUUUUUGAAAUUGAGAACUUUCAUAAUUUAUAAUAUUCUCAAUUUUAAUUAUGAAAAAAAUUGAGAAAUUUCUCAAAA